This is a messenger RNA of Zychaea mexicana, 869 nucleotides long. RefSeq lists its product as uncharacterized. The record is from RefSeq and is a predicted model, not a curated record. Lineage: Eukaryota; Fungi; Mucoromycota; Mucoromycetes; Mucorales; Lichtheimiaceae. The transcript has 3 exons. Bases 112 to 771 code for a protein of 219 amino acids.
CGGCAAUGAUUACGCUGUCUUUCACUAGUUGGGAAGGCAAUGCGACAAUGCUGCGGACAUGACGUCUUUGAAAACUAUAGAGCGAGUGAGAGAAACAGAACCUAGCUACGGAUGAAACGAGGACUAAGAAGACUGAGUCACACACACACGGCUGAGUGUGGAUUUGGGUUGUUGAAACUCAUGCGUAAAGAAAAAACGCAUUUAAAUAGGGCACACAUUGCGCCCGUCGUUAUGUACAAAAAAAAAAACCCAUUCUUUUUUUUCCCUCUUUUUACUUUCUCUCCCAUUCAAAUGUCUCAGCAAAACCACGGACUGCUCUAUCGACGAUUCACUGCUCAGGCCGAAUCAUCACCGCCUGUUCUUCAUGAUGCUGCUGGCAACGACUUUAAACGACUCCUCGAAAAGGCUCGCAACAAAGACAAUGCAACAGCAGCACCGUCAGCAUCACCCUUACCAUCACCACCCUCAACGACAUCGACCACGGAAGCAGCCACUGCUGCUUCUGCUACUCGUAUCCAGAAGCAACCAGUAGCAUCUCCAAUUCGAGCACACGGGUUCGCCGUAGGUGAGCCAAUUAUCCUUCCACUACCACCCAACUACAAACGACGGGCACCUGGCGUGCUCGACAAGGUCUACGACUGGCUGUUUGAGCACGAGGAUCGAUACUUCAAUACGGAUCGAAACGAGUUAAGCCAGGAUAUAUUCCCGGUAACAGACCAUCGAAAUUCGGUCCAACGGACCGGUCGGAAAAAACUGUAUUCUUCUCCAUGAGAAACAACAAGCAAAACCCCUAACAUGGUUUAGUCCCUGCCUUUUGCCAAUUCUAACAUAAGGACAACAAAUAAUAAACGUCACCUGUACCAUAUCGU